This is a messenger RNA of Seriola aureovittata, 1440 nucleotides long. Its product is annotated as potassium-transporting ATPase subunit beta-like. Gene Ontology annotation, biological process: potassium ion import across plasma membrane; sodium ion export across plasma membrane; intracellular potassium ion homeostasis. The record is from RefSeq and is a predicted model, not a curated record. The transcript has 7 exons. Bases 194 to 1069 code for a protein of 291 amino acids. NCBI's taxonomy places the organism in Eukaryota, Metazoa, Chordata, Actinopteri, Carangiformes, Carangidae. Gene Ontology annotation, cellular component: sodium:potassium-exchanging ATPase complex. Gene Ontology annotation, molecular function: ATPase activator activity.
CGAGACAGGGGACAAGACAUACGGCAGACACCUGAAAGGGCCUCGAAAUCUUUGGGGAGGGAAAGGAGAGAGGAUAAAACAAAUAUUACAGUUUGUAUCUCGACUGAGGGAAGGAAUAAGAGAAGUAAAAGGUAGAGUUAAGUAGAGGGAAAAAAAGGUCUGCUGUGGAUCCUGGUCAGAACAGAGCUUCAUCAUGGCCACCUUGAAGGAGAAGAGGACCUGUGGGCAACGAUGUGAAGACUUUGGCCGUUUUAUCUGGAACUCCGACAAUGGGACGCUCAUGGGGAGAACGCCAGAGAAAUGGGUGUACAUCAGUCUGUAUUAUGUGGCCUUCUACGUGGUGAUGACUUCCCUCUUUUCUUUGGCCAUCUAUGUGCUCAUGUACACCCUGUGUCCAUACGCCCCUGACUACCAAGACCGGCUAAAAUCUCCGGGGGUGAUGGUGUGGCCGGACACUUAUGGAGAGGAGGUUAUUGACAUCAGCUACAACACAUCAGACAAGAAAAGCUGGAUGAAGAUGUCCAACAUCCUUCAUGACUUCCUGAAGCCCUACAAUGACACCAAGCAGCUUGAAUGUAACACACACAACUGUACUAAGGGAAAGUACUUCAUCCAGAAAACCUUCUCUGCCCCUGACCACACGAAGUGGGCAUGUCCCUUCACGCAAAGCAUGCUGGGAGCCUGCUCAGGACUUGAGGACCCGACCUUUGGCUACAACUGCAGCAUGCCUUGUGUCAUCAUUAAGAUGAACAGGGUCAUUGACUUUUUCCCUACUAAUCAAACUGACCUUCCCCCAUAUGUCAACUGCACCAUACUGGAGGGACACAACAAUGUGGCCAAAAUUGAUUAUUUCCCUGAAAGGGGAAUUAUGGAUCUCUCUUACUUCCCAUACUAUGGAAAUCUGGCGCAGCCUACUUAUGUCAACCCAUUGGUGGGUGUUCGGUUCAGCCUGGUCGGAGAGAAGCACGCCAAGAUCCAGUGCAGAGUGGUCGCCGACAAGAUUAGCUACGAAAACUACUACGACCCCUACGAAGGAAAAGUCACCUUCUACCUCAAAGCCAUGAAAUGAGAAACACAACAGAAGAUAUUAAAGAUAUCCCAUAAUCAUGUCAGAAUCAAAGACAGAGCAGGCUUCCACAGAUUAAUAGUGAUUCUGUUUAUUUAACAACCUUCAAACUACGUGUGUUCAACUUAACCCAACAGUAUAGGCCCACUUAAAUCUCUGUGCUGUGUGCUGCUUUUAUAAACUUGAUUUGUCUGAGUGAUUCAUGAACUUCUUUAUAUUCAGUUUUAGAUUUUCCCAUGAAAUACAGUAAAAUCUAUAAAUCUGAUGGACCUGUGAGAAAAACCUGUUGAGCAAUUAUGUUCUAAGAAGGCCUUGACAAAUGUAUUUAAAUGAAAUAAUAAAGUUUCUAAAUAAAAAAAAUCAUUCCAAUUUCA